GUUCAGAGUAUUUUGGCAAAAACACUCUUAAAUUUUAUUCAAAUUCACCUUAAUAAUAUUCUCCCCUGCAUCCAAAAUAUCUUUAGAACGAGCAAAGAAACAAAAAAGAUUAUCCCCCAAAAAAAAAAAAAAGUCAAAGAAAAAGGCAAAGGAGUAGACAAGAAAACAAAAACCUUUUCCUCCAAGUUUUUAGGAGACUCCUCCACUCCUCUCCCUUCUCAUCAUCCUCUUCCUCGUCUUCUUCCGAUUUCAAAAUGCAGUCUUCUGCAACUCCGCUUCUCUACACCCCCUGUUCAAGAACCCCAAUUCCCAAUCUGAAAUCAACAGCGUUCAGCAUCAUCACCCCCCCCGCCGCACCCCAGAAGCUGUUUUUCCCUCAACGGCAACACAGCAAUGCUGCAAGAACCAGCUUUUCGGCAUGCAGAGCUUCUGGGUCUUCGCAGUACUAUUCGCCCAUCACAGAAUUCAAUCUCUACGAACUUCUCGGUGUGGAAGCGUCCUCCGACACAGCACAGAUCAAGGAGGCUUAUAGGGGGCUGCAGAAACGCUGCCACCCUGAUAUCGCCGGGCCCUCCGGCCACGAGAUGGCCAUCGUGCUCAAUGAGGCGUAUGCUCUACUCUCUGACCCCAACUCCCGCUUGGCUUAUGAUAAGGAGCUGGCAAAAGUUGCAGAUUUGCAAGGCUACACAGGAAAGCCGAUAUAUUCUGUGUGGCUGGGGUCAGAGAGCGAAGAAAGGGCCGUUUUUGUAGAUGAAGUCAAGUGUGUGGGUUGCCUAAAAUGCGCCUUAUUUGCUGAGAAAACGUUUGCUGUUGAAUCAGUUUAUGGACGAGCAAGAGUUGUGGCUCAAUGGGCUGAUCCCGAAUACAAAAUUCAAGAGGCCAUCGGUGCGUGUCCAGUCGACUGCAUCUCGAUUGUGGAGAGAUCUAACCUGGCUGCACUUGAAUUUGUAAUGUCCAAACAACCCCGUGGCAGAGUCAGAAUCGGGACAGGCAAUACAGUGGGCGUACGUGCAUCGGACAUUUUUGAUGAGGUUGAGAAGUUCCAGGCCAGAUAUGCCAAGCAUAAGGCUUCCACAAACUACUCCAAGGAAUCAGAAGCCCACACAGCAUCAAGAAUGUCUGCUAUUCAAGCCAUUCAAAUGAUAUCAAAUUGGCUCUACUGGCAAUCUCCGAGUACAGAUGCUAUGCCUCCAGUUACCCAGAAUGCCCAACCGGGCACAAGAAAACACGCUGGACCGAGUGUUAAGAGGCUCAAAGCUGCUGCUGAAGCAAGAAAACAAGCAACGACCACUGCACGACCAAAGGAAACAUUGUCAAGUAACACGAACGAGUACUGGGUGCCCUCAGCCCUUGUGCUACCGGAGACAACCACUCCAGGUUCAGGCUCCAAAGUUGUGGCUGAUCCUAGUCCAACAAGGAAAACAAGUCGACCAAGCAAUGCUGAAUUCUUGAACCGCAGGGUGGAUUCAGGCAGCCCUUUACGCUGGGGUGUACCAUUGGGAACAGCGGUUGUGGCUGCAUUUGUGGUCCGGUUGCAGAUUGGAGAGCCGGUGGGUGGUUUACAAGACCACGUCGGUGGUUCUCUGGUGCUAGCCAUUGUUAAUAGUUCGUGGUUACAGGUUGUUUGUGCUGGUGUUACAUGGUACCUUGUUGCUAUGUAUGUAGUGGAAUUAGUGGCAGCCCUUAGGAGAAAAUGAGGGUUGUUUCGAAGAGUCACUGACUCCCGUACUUAGUAUGUAUAUAAGUAAAAGAUUUGUGACAUAGUAUUUUGCUUAAAGUUAGUGGUUACUUCUUUUACUAUUCCAUGA
Messenger RNA from Sesamum indicum (sesame), 1808 nucleotides. RefSeq names its product chaperone protein dnaJ C76, chloroplastic. The record is from RefSeq and is a predicted model, not a curated record. NCBI's taxonomy places the organism in Eukaryota, Viridiplantae, Streptophyta, Magnoliopsida, Lamiales, Pedaliaceae.